AUGUAUGAAGGUUUUAUCGGCCUAACAGAACGAGUGGCAAUGCUAAAUUUAAUACUUCACGAAUUUAAGAUAUCCAUUAUACAGGUAUAUGCACCCACCGAAUCCGCAAAAGAAGAAGAAAUAGAGGAAUUUGAUAAAACUAUCGAAAAAGCUAUGGAAAUAACACAUAAGAACAUUAUACUAAUGGGCGACUUUAAUGCGAAGGUAGGGGCUCCUAAAGAAGGUGAAUACUUAAUAGUGCAUCAACAUGGGGACGGUGAAAGAAACGAUAGAGGACAGAGACUUGUCGACUACGCACUUGAACACAAUUUAACUAUCAUCAAUACAUGCUUCAAGAAAAACCGUAGCCGGAGAUGGACGUGGCGAUCCCCAAAUGGACAACACAAAAAUGAGAUCGACUAUAUACUAUCGAACCAACCAAAACUAUUCAAUAACUUUGAAGUCCUGAAUUUAAACUAUCCGUCAGACCACCGAUUAAUUAGAUCAACAUUAAAAAUAGCCAAACAAAAACAAAGUAAGACAGAGACAAAUGGGCAUCUUUGGGCAUCUUUGGAGGAGGCCUUCACCCAAUAA
Messenger RNA from Pieris rapae (cabbage white), 573 nucleotides. Its product is annotated as craniofacial development protein 2-like. Gene Ontology annotation, cellular component: nucleus. Lineage: Eukaryota; Metazoa; Arthropoda; Insecta; Lepidoptera; Pieridae. Gene Ontology annotation, molecular function: catalytic activity. The coding region runs from base 1 to 573 and encodes 190 amino acids. The transcript has a single exon. Gene Ontology annotation, biological process: chromatin remodeling. The record is from RefSeq and is a predicted model, not a curated record.